GGGUGGGACUUCCUCUUUUAUUUGAAAUCCGGAAGUGUUUUGAAACAUUGUAGCAGCUUGACACAGCGAGAGAGCGUUUGCGGUGCGUUCGCUUCUGUUUGUAUGUGGCGGGGACUAUGAGAGCGCGGGAAGGAGGUGCUGAGGGCCGCGUGAGCUGAGUCACCGUGAAUCAUCUAUAUGGGCCAUUUUCUCUCCAAAAAUGGUUACAGCCUGAAGAAGAAAUCACGGAAGCUGCGCAAGAAGAAGAAGAGGAGCAGGAACUGCUUCCUUCAGGGUCCCUGCAUGCUGUGCUUCAUCGGGAGCGUCGAGGACGACUGGCCCUUCGAGAGCGCGGUGGCAGCGGCUUCCAAACUCGCCGAGCGCUACGUCUCGCUGAACUCGCCCGAAGCGUGCACCAAGUUCCUCCUCUCUCAGGGAGAGCUGGCCGUUUGGGAAGGCCAGGGUCGGAGUCUGCUCUCCAAGCUGAUCGGGCCCCCGGCGCUGUUCUGUGCCGUGGACUAUUUGGAAAUGGUGUGCAAGCGCAAGUGUGCUGAGCUGCAGCGGUGUACGCCCCGCAAACAGCCUCGCUGUGCCUUCCAGGAGGCCAUGGAGAACGGAGAGGAGCGAGGAGACCGCCGCUGCCUCCUUCCUUCGCUGCCUUCAUCCUCCUCGUCUUCCUGUCCUUUGGAGGAGGACGGAUCUGGCGCGGGGCGGCUUACAGACUCGAGCUCCGCCACAACCUCCUCCUCUUCCUCUUCCUCCUGCUGCUGUCAGCUGUCCCAAAACGAGAGCUCGGAGGAGGCGAAGAGCGCUGAAAGUACAGACACGUCCCACAUUAACCAGCUGCCCUCAUCUAUACUGCUCAAGGUGUUUUCUCUCCUGUCGGUGAAGGAGAGAUGUCUGGGUGCGUCUCUGGUCUGUAAAUACUGGCGUGAUCUCUGCUUAGACUUCCAGUUCUGGAAACAGAUCGACCUCAGCGGCCUCCAGCAGGUUACAGAUGAUCUCCUGGUGAAGAUCGCGUCCCGGAGGCAGAACGUGACUGAGAUCAACAUCUCCGACUGUCGUAACGUUCAGGACCACGGCGUUUGCUCUCUGGCGUCCAACUGUCCCGGUCUGAUCAAAUACACGGCGUACCGCUGUAAGCAGCUCAGCGAUGUGUCUCUGUGCACCGUGGCCAUCCACUGCCCGCUGCUGCAGAAAGUGCACGCCGGGAACCAGGACAAACUCACUGACCACGCGCUCAGACUGUUGGGCGAACACUGUAAAGAGCUGAAGGAUGUGCAUUUCGGCCAGUGCUACAGCAUCAGUGACGAGGGUCUGGUGGCGCUGGCGCAGGGAUGCAGUAAACUACAGAGGAUCUACAUGCAGGAGAACAAACUGGUGACAGAUAAGUCUGUGCAGGCGUUUGCGGAGAACUGUCCGGAUCUGCAGUUUGUGGGCUUCAUGGGCUGCUCGGUGACGUCUCAGGGUGUCAUACACCUCACCCGGCUGCAGCACCUGAGCAGUCUGGAUCUGCGGCACAUCUCUGAGCUCAACAACGAGACGGUGAUGGAGGUGGUGAGGAAGUGCAGGAACCUGACCUCCCUCAACCUCUGCCUCAACUGGACCAUCAACGACAGGUGUGUAGAGAUCAUCGCGAAGGAGGGUCGGAGUCUGAAGGAGCUCUAUCUGGUGUCCUGCAAGAUCACAGAUCACGCUCUAAUCUCCAUCGGUCAGUACAGCAGCACGAUUGAGACGGUGGACGCCGGCUGGUGUAAGGAGAUCACUGAUCAGGGAGCCACUCAGAUCGCCAGGAGCAGCAAGUCUCUGCGGUACCUGGGUCUGAUGCGCUGUGACAAGGUGAACGAGGAGACGGUGGAGAGACUGGUUCUGCAGUAUCCACACAUUGUGUUCAGUACAGUGAUGCAGGACUGUAAGCGGACGCUGGAACGAGCCUAUCAGAUGGGCUGGAGCCCCAACACAUCCACGGCCUCCUAACACACACACACACACACACACAUCACUGCAGAAUCAUUAUCCUUACUAUGCCGUUUAUUCCACCUUCCAACAUUAUGCACCAUGGACAUCAAUAUUAUUUGAUUUGAACAUGCACACAUGAUCCUGGCAUGCAGCGCUGCAUUUAUUUGCAUUACAACCUCCUGAAUCACACUUAACCCACAAGGAGCUUAGACUUGACUCUUAAAAUCACUAGAAAGAAAGAAGACAUUUUGCAUGAGGAAAAAAGUACACAAGAAGUUUCCCUGCAGACAUUGGUCUUUUCUGAUUGUUUGUUUUCCUCAUUAUCGUCAGACGUGAUUUUCAUUAGAUUUACUGCAGAACAAGGGACAUUUCUGUCAUUUUGAAUAAAAAGAAGCAUAAAAUAAAUACGGUGCACUUGCAACUAUGAUGCAGAAAUACUACUAUAUUAGAUAAUAUUAUUAUUAUGCUGAAAAAUAUAUAUUUUGAUCAUUAUUUUUACUUGUUUUUACAGUACAAAUAUCUAAAGUCGAGAUACAGUACGUUUACUUCAAAAGCUAAAUUAAGAUAAUAAGUUAUAUGCAAAAACAAAUGAAAAAAAUAAAUAAAAUAAAAAUGAAAUUUAUACUUGAAACAAGAAAAAAUAACUUCCACGUAAAAAUAAAAUAAAAAAUUAUGUUAAAAGAGUUAAAUAAUAAUUCGGACCCCUUUGGCAGAUAUUUGUUCUUGUUUCAAUGCAGUUUUUCAGAAAACUAAGGAAUUUUUAUUUUAUUUUAUUUUUUUAAGCCAGUGUAUCUUGAUUUGGUUAAUGUUUAGGUAUUUUUAUCGAAAAGCAAGACAAUUAUUAUUUUUUUUUUUUUUUGUGAUUCAUUUUUUGCAGUGCAUUGCAUUGCAUCAUUAAAUAUUUUAGAAUCAAUGUGUAUUUAAUAAAUAUUUACAAUAAUGCUGCAAUGCAAAAAAAGCAAAAAUAGGCUUCAUUUUCUUCAUGCAAAGUAUAUUUCUGUAUUUCUUUCUUGUUAUUUAGGGGUAAGUUGUGGCGUCUGUCAGGUCUGUUCCUGAGCGGUUCAGUGUGAUUCUCUUCAGACUUCAGUUAGUUUGUCGUUUCUCUUGCAUCCGAGUUCAUUUAGACACACAUUAGACUUUAUUUGGUUCCCUUCCUCGUACGAGACGAACCCUGACGCUCUGUGAUGUAGAUGUAGACGUGAAGACGCAGGACUGUGUUCGCUCCUGUGAAUCUGUAACCCUGUGGUUUAGGUAUAUGCACCGUUUGUAUUUGACCUGACCUGUGAGUAUUUGUGUGCGGAGGUUAGUUAGUUCACUCCUCUUCUCCUCUUCUUCUGCGCUUGCCUCGUUCAGACGAGCUGGGCGUUUUUCUAUUCUGUCGUAGGAGGAAGAGUUUAGUUACAGCCUUGAUCUUUUACUGUACGGGGAUCUGAGUCUAUUAAAAAUCACACUUCUACUUCA
Messenger RNA from Carassius gibelio (silver crucian carp), 3399 nucleotides. Its product is annotated as F-box/LRR-repeat protein 17. NCBI's taxonomy places the organism in Eukaryota, Metazoa, Chordata, Actinopteri, Cypriniformes, Cyprinidae. The coding region runs from base 178 to 1956 and encodes 592 amino acids. Gene Ontology annotation, molecular function: protein binding. Gene Ontology annotation, cellular component: SCF ubiquitin ligase complex. Gene Ontology annotation, biological process: SCF-dependent proteasomal ubiquitin-dependent protein catabolic process. The transcript is spliced from 10 exons. The record is from RefSeq and is a predicted model, not a curated record.